AUGGCCUCUUAUAUUGCAGCAUCGCCAUUCCUAGGUCUGCCACGAGAGCUUCGCUACGAAAUAUACGAGUAUCUCUGCGGCACAGAGCCCCGUUCUUAUCCCUUCAAAGCGCCGCCAAUCGCAUCCUUCGACCAAACGCCUCCCCCAACAAACCUGCAACUCACCUGCCGCUACAUCUAUGAAGAAAUACGUACCUACUUCCAUGGAAGAGUUACUCUCCGCUUUGUCACACGGUCAUUCUCACAAGAAACGCGCAAUCACAUCCACUCUCUCGCCCUCACUGCAAUUCGACAAGCGAAGAAGGUGGAAUUAGUGCUAGUUUGGGAUAUUCCUCUUGGGUUGGUUGAAACAGAAUGGGGUAAGUGGCCAUGGGCUAUGAAUGGAUGGCUCGAUGAGCAGGUCAGUUUGCUGCUAGAUGAGGGCAAGAACUUGGAGUCUGUGGUCGUUUCUAUAAGAGAUGUUUCGGAAAAUGUAGAUUGGGAGAAGAAAACCAUGAUACUAAAGCCCUUGAGCAAGUUGAAGGCGAGGGUGAGGUUUCAGUCAGGAGAAAUUACGGCUGCUGAUAGGGAAGAGGAGGCGUUGAGGGGGCACCUUGGAAAGUAUUUGAGGGACUUGAAUAAGCGACGUUACUGA
Molecule: messenger RNA, 633 nt
Organism: Cucurbitaria berberidis CBS 394.84
Lineage: Eukaryota; Fungi; Ascomycota; Dothideomycetes; Pleosporales; Cucurbitariaceae
Exons: 1
Coding region: 1-633 (210 amino acids)
Source: RefSeq, a predicted model, not a curated record